Molecule: messenger RNA, 7540 nt
Organism: Gigantopelta aegis
Lineage: Eukaryota; Metazoa; Mollusca; Gastropoda; Neomphalida; Peltospiridae
Product: transmembrane channel-like protein 7
Exons: 16
Coding region: 800-3379 (859 amino acids)
Cellular component (GO): plasma membrane
Molecular function (GO): mechanosensitive monoatomic ion channel activity
Source: RefSeq, a predicted model, not a curated record
GGAACUAAACACAACCGAGAGACUCAGUUGGGAUGUCUAAAUUAAGCCCCCUGGCAUGCGGUUAUGGGUGACUACCCUUUGAGUGAGAAACUUCAGUCCAUUUGGAGUAUAGGUAAUACAGGAUCAGACUUUACAGUAGCUGCUUGCUUGUGUGGUGUGUGAAUGAAAGCUGUACAUGUAACUUGUAAGGACUAUUAUGUGAAGGGUAUUAUGGUGGCAAACAGUACUAGUAUUACCAGUGGUAGCAGCUGAACACAGGACAAUCAAUACCUAUUGUUCUUGAUUUGACAAGUACUCAAGGUGUUUUGUGAACUUUCCAUCUUGACAAGGGACAUGGAGUUUUUGUCAUAAUUACCAGUGGAGAGAGAGGUCUGAGGGCUUAUAAUAUAAAUACAUGGAAGUGACAGUUUCAAGGCACAUUUAGGAAGUUGUAAUCUGAGAGACCUGACAUGAAAGUUUGGUGAUCUGUUUGAUAACAAAGUCAGAUUUAAAAAAUUUUUAUUUUAAAUUGGUGGUGGUGUAAAGUUACAAAGACAUGAUCAAGAUAUAAUAUUACACUUGUUGUUCAUCCACAAAUACAUAUGCAAGUCACAACAAGGAUGUUGCUAUUUCAGAGACGUAUCAUAAAAGUUUUAUGGACUACAUGAUAAGAAAACUCAAACUUUUUAUAAAACAUUGCGGUAAUGUAAAGUGCAUGGAUAUGUUCGAGAUAUAGUAUUACAGGGUGUGUUUUUUAAACCAAACGGUUUGUAUUGAACGGUUUGUAUUGAACGUCAGCACGAUAGGGUGUGACUGCAGAAUGGAUAACUACUACUAUAACUACAAUGACGGUAAUACACGAGGUAUUGACAAUACUGGGUAUAGGGACAGUGAUGAUAUUGGGGACAUUGCUCCAGACUAUGAUGAUGAGGCCGAUAUGUCUGGUGACAUUCCAUUUGAUGGACCUUUAGAUGGACCAAGUAGCAGACGCAUCAGGACCAGUUCUGGAGAGUAUGACAACAGCAUUAUAGUACGUCCUUCUAAUCAGCUGGACAACACCGAUGGAGGUAGAUUUGUCAGGCACAGAAACGUUAAUUCGCAAGAUGGCCACCAAGGCAAGAUGUUCGCUCCCCACAAUCGGAGUCACAGAGAUGGGGACACUGAUUCCCUGGAGACGAUCGACCUCUCGGGGAUGGAGGAUAAAAGUAUGUGGAACGUGCUGCACACUGUCCGUUUGAGAAGAAAAAGUCGCAAGUCUCGACACAGUUCGAGAAGGCGGGAUGGUGGAGAAGGUACGGACGGCCAGCUGUCAGUUGAUGGGUACGAUGAGGAUGGUAUUCUGCCAAGUCUGCAGCUCAGACAGAAGCCAAAGACACUGCAUGAACGUGUGAUGGAGGCCAAGGAGCAAUCGCGGCAUGAGGUAGCCAAUGUUAUGAGGACAUCGAUUAGAACGUUUGAAGAACAAGUUGGUGUUACUACAGUAAAGAGACAAUUUGCUCAGACAUGGAACAAAAACAAGAAAGUAUUAAAAGGAUGGCUUUACCAGCUGGAACUGUGGGCUGGAACACUGAAAGAAAUAGAAGGUCAGUUUGGAAUGGCCAUCGUGUCGUACUUCCGUUUCACCCGCUGGUUGCUGCUGCUGAAUUUCGUCAUCUUCACCAUCAUGUUCUGUGUGAUUGUGGUUCCGUUCCUGGCCCUCAGAACUCCAAGCUCAUUCCAAGACUGGAAAACAGUUCCCUCCCUAAACGAGAGUGACAUGUUUCACGUUGCGUCCAACUGUACGUCUCAUUAUGCAGAGUAUAUGACGAACCUAACUUCAACAGAGUCCAUUGCAGAAAAAGUGCUGGAUUUCAUGAAAGGAACAGGGUGGAUGGAGAGAACCGAGUUGUUUUAUGGAGUUUAUUUCAACAAGUCGUAUACAGUGCCUGGAAAAAGCGAAGAUGGGACAUAUAACAUGAGUUUGGCGUAUAUGCUGGCAACGUGGAUCUGUUUUCUGAUCAGUUUUAUGCUGAUUGUUAAAAAUUCUGGUAAGAGUGUCAAGGAGGCAGUCACGGACCAAGAGAAUACCACCACUAUGUACUGUAACAAGGUGUUCGGGGGCUGGGACUUCUGCAUCAGUAACCCCAAGACGGCCACACAGAAACAAGCCAGUUUGGCACAGGAGUUGAAAGCUGACCUGAAUGAAUACCGCCGGAGAAUACUAAAUGCCGAAAAGACGCGAUGCCAGAGAUACAGACUGUAUAUGAUUCGCCUCAUCAUCAACCUCUUCGUCCUGGCCAUCCUUGGAGCUACGUUAUAUUUGGUGUACUGGACAACACAAACACUGUUAGACCUUCGGAAGCAAAACCUGAGUGAGAUUGUAGACUUGAUUGUGGAGUACCUUCCGUCCUUGACUGUGACCUUCCUCAACUUCGUCAUCCCGCUCAUGUUCUCCAAGGUCGUCAUAGCAGAGCAGUACAGUCCAAGCUUUGAACUGAAGCUAACUCUGUUCAGGACUGUAUUGCUGCGACUGGCUUCUCUGGGAGUUCUGGCCAUCUCUCUGUACAUCCAGCUGUUGUCAUCGAAGGAGAUGAAGUGCGACGUGAAAACACAGACCUGCUGUGGUAACACACAGUGGGUGGAACGCAGCAGCACACAGACAAAAGGAACUAUAAAGUGCUGGGAAACAUACGUUGGACAGCAGUUUUACAAGCUGGCGUUGGUGGAUUUUGUGGCUGUGCUUAUGCUGACAUUUUUCGAGUUCAUUAGAAAAUUAUUAUAUGACAAGUUCCAGGAGAAAUCUAAGUUGGUCAAAAUGUUUGGUCAGCAAGAAUUUGAGCUUCCAACAAAUGUUCUCGACAUAGUAUACUCUCAAACAAUUUGUUGGCUUGGCAUGUUUUUCUCGCCUCUAAUUCCUGCCAUCACCUUGAUAAAAGUGUUCAUUAUUUUCUACCUGAAAAAGUUUUCAGUAUUAAAGAACUGUACUCCACCAGUGCGACCUUACCGAGCGUCACGGUCAAACUCAUUCUUCAUGACAAUACUUCUUCUCUCCUUCAUACUUUCUGUCAUUCCUGUAGGCUAUAUAUUUGGCAAUAUCCAGCCAUCACAGAGUUGUGGCCCUUUCCGAGUGUACAGCCAAUCAGACUUUGUGUUCUUCGACAUCGUGUCAAACACUGUGUCAACUUGGCCAGCCGUUGCUAGAGAUAUUUUCUUCUUCCUAGGAACUGUGGGAUUCUUCAUUCCAGCCAUUAUUCUUUUGCUAUUAUGUAUAUACUAUUUCUGGGCAGCUGGACAAGGGUAUAAAAAGAUGGAAGAGAUUCUCAAAGAGCAACUUCGAUUGGAAGGUAAAGAUCGUCAGUUUCUGCUGAUGCGUGUAAAUGAUGUCAUACAAAAGGGAGAAUUACAGACUGCCAAGAGAUGACAGUUGUCAACAGAAUCCACCACUUAGUUAUCUACUUAAUCAUUUGUAUCAGGCAUUUUAAUCAUUUGUCAAUCAAGACAACUUUAACUAAUUGGAUCCAUUAACAGCAGGAUAUAGGACACCUAACCCUCUCUGUUCUGUCUGUAAUGUGCAAUGUUUUCUGUUUCUGAGAGUGAACACAUUAAAAUGGAGCAGCAUGGUUUCAGACCUACAUGUGAACAGUCAUCUUCUAUGAACAUGUGAACAGUCAUCUUCUAUGAACAUGUGAACAGUCAUCUUCUAUGAACGUCUGCUGAAUGAUACACUGCUAAAGGCCUGACCAUUAACAGUCAAACCUGUCCAUAAAGGCCACUCUGGGAUCUUUAAAAAGCAGGUGGCCUUUAUACAGAGGUAAAAUACAUGAAAAUUCUGCAGAAGGAAGUGUUCUUUAUGGUUCUAUAAAGACUGUUCUAGAAUUGAUAUCAAGCGAUUUAUAGUUGUUUUACAAAGACUGUUCUAGAAUUGAUAUCAAGCGAUUUAUGAUUGUUCUACAAAGAAUGUUCUAGAAUUGUUAUCAAGUGAUGGAUGGGAGGCUUUGGGUUUUUUUACCAUGCACAAGGCAGAAGCUCCACCAGACAUAAAAUAAUUACGAGGGCCUUCUUCAGCUGCCCCCAUCCCCAUUUUAUUAAUUUUGGAAACAACCUUAAGGACAUUUGUGUGGAGUAUGGUCUUAAAAAUGCUACUGUGUAUUUAAACAGAAAAACACAUCUUUGUGUUCUUUGAGACAUGUGAGUUCUCUUGAGAAAUGUGCUGGAUCGACAACUACAUUACGCAAAAAUUCUGCUAAAAAAAAGAAAAAGACCGUAAUCUGUGUAAUUUGUGAUAUUCUAGAAAUGGAAGAAUCUUUUGAACACUGUUUCUGUCUUAAAUAAUUGUUUUAUAGCUAUUUUAUGGCAAACUGUGUGGGCUGACAGUACUUUUACUCCAUUAAAUCGAUGUUGGCAGAUUAUGUAUGUUGACAUUGACAGUCAUCUGGCUUGAGAUGUCCAAGCUAUUCGGUAUUUAUGAUAUGCAUGAUACAAAUGCUACAAGUGUGUUUGUCAUAGGAAUUGGGUAAUUUUGUGAUAUGUGUGGUAAAUGUUUAUUUUACAAUAUGAAUUCUGUAUCAGAAACUGAAUAUAAACAGAACAUAAACGAGAAAUAAUGACUUAAACAUAAUGUACUUCAAACUGAAUGUGUUCCUAAAAUAAGUGUGUUUCAAAUCAAAACUAUUUCAACUAAAAUGUGUCUUGCAGAUUGUGUCUGAUAUACAGUAUGGUUCAAGCCAUGUGUUUCCAAAGUGAAGGUGGUUUCACACAUGUGGUUGUCAGUGAAAAAUGUCUCUUGUUGUGUCGUAAAGUAUUCUUGCAAUAUACUGCUGACAUUUUAGCCUUAUUAAUAUGCCAAUUUGUAUGAUCCCUGUUCCAUGAAAUGUGCUUAGUGCUACAAUUGAGAUACUUGCCUGAUAUGGUAAUCAAAACAUUUCUUUUCAGUUGAUGACUUGCACAAUAUGAUCUUUGUAAUUUAAAACAAAAUUAACCAAAUUUGACAGUAUGAGGCCACACUGAAUUACUCAAAUGAAAUUUUAAAGAAAUAAUGAAAAACUCAAGUGUUUGAUGAUUUUUAAGGAAGAUACAAAGUCAUUUGUGGAAAUAAGCCCCAAAGCCAUUUACACAAACUGUCAUUUUUUUUUUUUUACCUUUAUGUGAUCUUGACCCUAAAAAUGAAUGGAUAUGUCUUACUGAUUAUUAGGUUUGAUACUAAGCAUUUGUGACAAUGCAUUCUACUUUCAGCUUAGAGCUAUAGAGCAAUUAUUGCUCUAAAGUUUGUUUUGUUUAACGGCACCACUAGAGCACACUGAUUUAUUAAUCAUCAGCUAUUGGAUGUGAAAUAUUUGAAAAAUUUUACAUAUAUUCAAAGAAAGGAAACCUACUACAUUUUUCCAUUAGUAGCAAGGGAUCUUUUAUUCGCAACAUCCCACAGACAGGGUAGCACAUACCAGAGCCUUUGAUAUACCAGUCCUUAUUGUUCUAAGAUACAUAACAAAAAUAAUACAUCACCAGAAGUAGAAAAUGUCAUCAUUAGCAUUGAUCACUUCAUGGAACAGGGCUCUGCUUUCUUUAACUUCCUAAAUAAUUUCAGGUGUUUUUUUACAACUUAUUUUAUUACUCCAUUGAUUGGAAGCUGUGCCUUACUACAUAUUAUAUUUUAAUAUUUACUGAAUACUAAUUUUAUGAAUAGUUUGUGGUAUUAUUUUCACCAUAUUUUUUUAUAUUAUAUAUUCCGAAUCCUGUACUUUUGUAACUUUUAGCAAACUUUUUAAGAUUCAGAAAGACCUUUCUAGAUUCAUUUCUGAGAACCUUCUGUAGAUGUUGACCAUUGUGUUGUAUCACAAGAAGUUAUAUAAAUCAUUGUGUUGUACCACGAUAAGUUAUAUAAAUCAUUGUGUUGUACCACGAUAAGUUAUAUAAAUCAUUGUGUUGUACCAUGAUAAGUUAUAUAAAUCAUUGUGUUGUACCAUGAUAAGUUAUAGAAAUCAUUGUGUUGUACCAUAAGUUAUAGAAAUCAUUGUGUUGUACCACGAGAAGUUAUAUAAAUCAUUGUGUUGUACCACGAGAAGUUAUAUAAAUCAUUGUGUUGUACCAUGAUAAGUUAUAUAAAUCAUUCUGUUGUACCAUGAUAAGUUAUAUAAAUCAUUGUGUUGUACCAUGAUAAGUUAUAUAAAUAAUUCUGUUGUACCAUGAUAAGUUAUAUAAAUCAUUGUGUUGUACCAUGAUAAGUUAUAUAAAUCAUUGUGUUGUACCAUGAGAAUUUAUAUAAAUCAUUGUGUUGUACCAUGAUAAGUUAUAUAAAUCAUUGUGUUGUACCAUGAUAAGUUAUAGAAAUCACCAGUCAUUGUUGAUAUUCAUAAUUUCUCAUUGAUUACACAUGUUUCAAAAUGUGUCUAUUACACCUACGUGUUUUUUGCUAGUAUGCCAAACUUCUUUGUCAACAACUUUCUAAAACAUUAUCAUAUGGAAUAAUUAUCAGAUGGUUGCUAAUUAUUAGAUAUUUGAUAAACACAGACCAUUUGGUGUAUUUAAGAGCAAACCUCCUAGUUGUGCUAAUUAUCAAGUAUUUGCUGAAUGAAAAUCCCCACCCUGUUUGAAUUAUAUAUCCAUAGCAUAUCUCCUAGUUGUGCUAAUUAUCAAGUCUUUGCUGAAUGAAAAUCCCCACCCUGUUUGAAUUAUAUAUCCAUAGCAUAUCUCCUAGUUGUGCUAAUUGUCAAGUCAUCGCUAAACACAUCCAAGUUGAUGAAUGUAUCCAUAGAAAAACUUCCUAGUUGUGCUACGUAUCAAGUCUUUGCUAAACAUCAUCCCAGUUGGUGAAUAUAUCCAUAGCAGACCUCCUAGUUGUGCUACUUAUCAAGUCUUUGCUAAACACAUCCCAGUUGGUGAAUAUAUCCAUAGCAGACCUCCUAGUUGUGCUGAUUAUCAAGUCUUUGCUAAACACAUCCCAGUUGGUGUAUAUAUCCAUAGCAGACCUCCUAGUUGUGCUACUUAUCAAGUCUUUGCUAAACAUCAUCCCAGUAGGUGAUUAUAUCCAUAGCAGACCUCCUAGUUGUGCUAAUUAUCAAGUCUUUGCUAAACAUCAUCCCAGUUGGUGAUUAUAUCCAUAGCAGACCUCCUAGUUGUGCUACUUAUCAAGUCUUUGCUAAACAUCAUCCCAGUUGGUGAAUAUAUCCAUAGCAGACCUCCUAGUUGUGCUACUUAUCAAGUCUUUGCUAAACAUCAUCCCAGUUGGUGAAUAUAUCCAUAGCAGACCUCCUAGUUGUGCUACUUAUCAAGUCUUUGCUAAACAUCAUCCCAGUUGGUGAAUAUAUCCAUAGCAGACCUCCUAGUUGUGCUACUUAUCAAGUCUUUGCUAAGCACAUCCCAGUUGGUGUAUAUAUCCAUAGCAGACCUCCUAGUUGUGCUACUUAUCAAGUCUGCUAAACAUCAUCCCAGUUGGUGAAUAUAUCCAUAGCAGACCUCCUAGUUGUGCUACUUAUCAAGUCUUUGCUAAACACAUCCCAGUUGGUGAAUAUAUCCAUAGCAGACCUCCUAGUUGUGCUACUUAUCAAGUCUUUGCUAAACACAUCCCAGUUGGUGAAUAUAUCCAUAG